Rhizophagus irregularis DAOM 181602=DAOM 197198 is the source of this 879-nucleotide messenger RNA. RefSeq lists its product as uncharacterized. Lineage: Eukaryota; Fungi; Glomeromycota; Glomeromycetes; Glomerales; Glomeraceae. The record is from RefSeq and is a predicted model, not a curated record.
AUGAAAAUUAAUAAAUUUAAAAGUGGUCAAACCGUUGAAAGUUGGGAAUUAAGUUAUGAUAACGAUAUUUGUAAAAAAUGUAAUGAAAUUACGUGUAUAGGAUGUGAAGAACCGUUAAUGUCUAAGAUAAAAAGAUUGUAUUACAAAAUUAAAAAUAAUUUAUUAAUCUAUAAAAAGGAUGAGAAAUAUGAAUAUGAAUGGGAUUGUAGUGAUGAUAAUAAUGAUUGGGGUUGUAGUGAUGAUAAUAAUGAUUGGGGUUGUAGUGAUGAUAAUAAUGAAUGGGGUUGUAGUGAUGAUAAUAAUGAUUGGGGUUGUAGUGAUGAUGAUAAUGAAUGGGAUUGUAGUGAUGAUAAUAAUGAAUGGGAUUGUGGUGAUGAUUAUAAUGGAAAAAUAGAAUUGAGAAAUAUGGGAAAAAUUUUUGAGAAAAUAAUGUUAAAAAGUAUUAAUGAAAUAAUUUUUAUUAAUAAUUUACAGUGUGAAAAUAAUGAUGUGAUUGAUGUACCAUUAGAAAUUAUUAGAUAUAGUCAAAGAAAAAUUAAUCCAUUAUUUAAAGGAAGAGGAUUAAUUAGGAAGAGCAUAUAUGAAACGGUUAAUGAAUUGAAAAAUAAGGAAAUAAAAUAUGGAAAUGAAUUACCAAUAAUAGAAAUAUGUGUUUAUGAAGGAAAGGUUUGGUCAAUGGAUAAUAGAAGAUUAUAUUGUUUAAAGGAGGUGUUUGAUGGAAAAGAAAUUAUUAAAUGUAAAAAUAGAAAAGUAAAUAAUAAUUUUUUGAGAAAACGUGAACAAGCGUUAAUAGAAAAUGAAGAAAAGGAUCAUGAUUGGUAUGAUAUAAAAAUAGAUAUUUAUUCAAAAGGAAUAUUCUUUAAUGAUUCGUAUUAUUAA